AUGCCCAGCACGCGCUCGUCACGUCCGACAACGCGCUCGCUGUUUUGUGCGUUGCCCAGCGUCGCGAAGCGGCAAGCGGGCAAAUUGGAUGACCUAUUUGAAGGCGGCGGGGAUGUCAAACUCGUCGCUCGUGCUCAGUAUGAGGACCUGCGUGUCAAGCUCGUCGGCCAGGUCACGUCACGUAUCAGCGUGGCAUUGCGUGUGCCACCGCCCGAGGUGAUCACCAGGGGCUAG
Messenger RNA from Sporothrix brasiliensis 5110, 234 nucleotides. RefSeq lists its product as uncharacterized. Bases 1 to 234 code for a protein of 77 amino acids. The record is from RefSeq and is a predicted model, not a curated record. Lineage: Eukaryota; Fungi; Ascomycota; Sordariomycetes; Ophiostomatales; Ophiostomataceae. The transcript has 2 exons.